AUGAAAUCAAGUUUAAUUAAUUCUCAGUCCUUGCCUUAAUUAUAAUAACGGAUUAUCCAUUCGAAGAUAUUAGAUGAUAAAGUUCCUAAACCUUGUAAAUAUCCUAUAUUUGAGCAACCUUAGUUUUCAUACAAAUCUGAAAAACCAAAAUCGAGAUCUCCAUUAAGAUUAAAUCCUGCAAUAAAAUCAACAUAUUCGAAAUUCAAAGCAUCUAUUGUAAAAGUAAAAUGAUAUAUUAUUAUAUUAUUAAAGAGCUAUAAUAAUUAAUUGUUUGAUUAGCAUUAAAUGACUAAGACUUAAAGAAGAAUAUAAAAUGAGAUAGAAAUAAAAAAAUAAUGGAGAUAAUAAAAAUAUUUGGAAGAAAAGGCUAAGAUUUAGUAUUUAAACUUCGAAGAGAAAGAUAUUGACUUAAAUAAGGAACUUUUGAAUCAAAUAAAACUUAAUUUAUUUGGCGAAUGA
Paramecium pentaurelia is the source of this 459-nucleotide messenger RNA. The record is from the annotation of a GenBank genome assembly. NCBI's taxonomy places the organism in Eukaryota, Ciliophora, Oligohymenophorea, Peniculida, Parameciidae.